UCCGGGACAUUGCACAUAUCGUUGAUAGACUUCUGGACUCCUUGACUUUGCUUUCAAUAUGUCUUUUCCGCCUAUUCGAUUCGCUCCUUUCCAAUUGUCGAGCGCACCUUCAUCAAGUCAAGCAAACACGCAACAACCUGCCCAGCAGCCACAGACGCCAGCGACGUCCGGUACAUCUGCAAAUUCCAACACAUCGGAAAACUCUACAUCAAAUACGGCCAGUUCAGAUACGACAGACUCGCAGAAUACGAAGUGACCUACAAGGCAUAUCGCGAAGGCACUGGGCAUCUAUCCCGCUUUAUGCAUUACACUGCUUUAACGAUUUUCUUUGUUCGCUCCAGAAGGGACCAAAGCAAUACAAAGAUUGAGUAACGCAACCAACAAUUAUGUCGAACUGAGGUUGGGAUAGAGUUGCUUCUAUGUCUACUGUGUCCGUUGUUCAGACCUUCC
Molecule: messenger RNA, 450 nt
Organism: Alternaria alternata
Lineage: Eukaryota; Fungi; Ascomycota; Dothideomycetes; Pleosporales; Pleosporaceae
Exons: 2
Coding region: 59-256 (65 amino acids)
Source: RefSeq, a predicted model, not a curated record